AUGGUUUACGUGCGCCAGGAUCGCCUCCCGGCGCUCAAGGAGUACAAGUACUCUGGUGUCGACCACUCUCUCACGAGCAAGUACAUUUUGAAGCCCUUUUACACAAAUGUGGUGAUCAAGAUGUUCCCCAUGAGCAUGGCGCCGAACCUGAUCACCCUCACGGGCUUCAUGUUUGUCGUUGCAAACUUUUUGACGCUGCUGUGGUACAGCCCGACCCUCGACCAGGACUGCCCCAGCUGGGUCUACUACUCGUGGGCAGUCGGUCUGUUCCUGUACCAGACCUUUGACGCUGUGGAUGGAUCUCAGGCCCGACGAACGCACCAGUCCGGUCCUCUAGGCGAGCUCUUCGACCACGGCGUCGAUGCUCUCAACACCUCUCUCGAAGUUCUCAUUUUCGCUGCCUCGCAGAACAUGGGCCAGGGCUGGAUGACCGUUUCCAUCCUCUUUUCUUCCCUUCUUACCUUUUACGUUCAGACUUGGGACGAGUACCACACCAAGACUCUGACCCUCGGCAUCGUCAACGGCCCCGUCGAGGGUGUUCUCAUCCUUGUCGGCGUGUACGCCCUGACCGGCUACUUGGGUGGUGCUUCCUUCUGGCAGCAGUCAAUGCUUCGCACGAUCGGUGUCCCGGAGUCGCUCAACAUCCCCUCCGCGCUGUAUGAGCUCUCGUUCACACAGUGGUACAUGGUUCAGGGCGCGCUUGUGCUGGUCUUUAACACGGUUGAGUCGGCGCGCAACGUCAUCCGCGCCCGCCGUGCCCGCGGCGACCGUUCCCGUGGCGCCCUCCUGGGACUUCUCCCCUUCUUCGGCAUCUGGGUGUUGGUCGUGGCCUACCUCUACCUGCAUCCGGCCAUCCUCAACGCCCACCUUGUACCCUUCGUCAUGUUCGCGGGUGUGGUGAACGCCUACUCUGUCGGCCAGAUGAUCACCGCGCACUUGGUCAAGCUCGACUUCCCCUACUGGAACGUGCUCGGCCUGCCGCUCGCUUUCGGUGUGGGCGACGCCUUGGGCCCCGUGCUGCAACAGUACACCGGCUUCGGAUGGCCCAGCGCUCUGGGUGACGACGUCUACCAAGUCGCCUUCAUGUUCCUCAUGCUCGGUAUGGCGAUCGGCGUGUACGGCAGCUUUGUUGUGGACGUUAUCGUCACUAUCUGCGACUACCUCGACAUCUGGUGCCUGACCAUCAAGCACCCGUACGUCGACGUCAAGGAGCACAACGGCGCAGCUGUUGCCAACGGCAAGAAGGCGCAGUAA
Molecule: messenger RNA, 1254 nt
Organism: Colletotrichum truncatum
Lineage: Eukaryota; Fungi; Ascomycota; Sordariomycetes; Glomerellales; Glomerellaceae
Product: cdp-alcohol phosphatidyltransferase family protein
Biological process (GO): phospholipid biosynthetic process
Cellular component (GO): membrane
Molecular function (GO): phosphotransferase activity, for other substituted phosphate groups
Source: RefSeq, a predicted model, not a curated record